UUGUAAAGCCAGACAGGAGGGCCUAAAUAUCAGCCUUCCAGGAACUGUAGGUUCAAAUAGAUCCCAGACGGAAAGGCUCAGCCCUUAAUCUUUUAGAGGUAGAGAGAUUUAGUUCCAUGCAGCUUACUGUGUGGGCAUCGUUUGGGUGAGACCUUAUAGUUUGGUUCUACUCUAUGACUCUAGAAGUGGCAAGAGGGAGCUGUAGGAUUAUUGUGGCUCAGUGACUCCUUAGCCUGUGGACCCAGUUUACAAGUUAAAAGUUCUUUUAUUUAAGAAUAUGUCUACACAGCAGCUGGGAGGGCGCUUCUCAGCAUAAGCAGACAGACAUGCUGGCUCUGCUCAAGCUAGCUUGCUAAAAUUACAGUGGGGCCAUAGUGGCAUGGAAGGCUGCUUGGGCUAGCCACCCAAGUACAAUCAUGCCCAACCCCCACGUACAUAUUUGGAUGGGUAGCCCAAGCUACUGCCAGUGCUGUCACGGCCACACUAUCUUUAGCACAUUAGUUCGAAUAAAGCUAGCACAAGUGCCUGCCCAUACCGAGAAGCACCCUCUCUGCUACUGUGUAGAGUACACCGUAAGUGGCUUGACCUGGGAUUGGAAGGUAAAGGACCCGUGCCCUCUGUGUGAUGAAGCAAAAGAAGUGCUUGAGCCAUAUAAAAACAGGUUUAUUUUGCAGGAAGUGGAUAUCACCCUUCCAGAGAACGCAGUGUGGUAUGACAGAUAUAAGUAUGACAUACCUGUCUUCCAUUUAAAUGGGCAGUUCCUAAUGAAGCAUCGGGUAGAUGUUAAAAAAUUUGAGAACCAGCUUGUGAAGCUAGAGUUUCAAAAUGGUGAAAACCAGUGAAGGAAAUGCAGCUAUUCUGAGAUUGGAUUGAAGGGAUUUUGAACAAAUGGUUUGAAACUGUUGCAUAUAUUAUCAAACCACAUUUUCUUUGGAAUGUAAUGUACAUAUUUAACAUUCAAAUUUUAGUUAUUUGAUUUGUAUUCCAUUUUGUAGUAAUGAUGAAGCUCAUCUGACUGAAUAGCAACUCUUCAUCUGCUAUCCUAGAUGGUUUUGUUUUUCAAUGAGAGAAUAAGUGCUAUUCCAUAGCAGCAGAUAAAAUGAAAUGCACUUUCAGAUCAUUCAUACACCCUGCACUGACAAUAAAGGAAUGUUUAAGUUA
Molecule: messenger RNA, 1161 nt
Organism: Terrapene triunguis (Three-toed box turtle)
Lineage: Eukaryota; Metazoa; Chordata; Testudines; Emydidae
Gene: CUNH5orf63
Product: chromosome unknown C5orf63 homolog
Exons: 3
Coding region: 417-842 (141 amino acids)
Source: RefSeq, a predicted model, not a curated record